Messenger RNA from Ananas comosus (pineapple), 1135 nucleotides. Its product is annotated as transcription repressor KAN1-like. The transcript has 5 exons. The coding region runs from base 102 to 812 and encodes 236 amino acids. Lineage: Eukaryota; Viridiplantae; Streptophyta; Magnoliopsida; Poales; Bromeliaceae. The record is from RefSeq and is a predicted model, not a curated record. Gene Ontology annotation, molecular function: DNA-binding transcription factor activity; DNA binding.
UUGCCUAACUUGUGAUUACUAAAGCUCCUUAUAUAUAUGCCAUAAAUUAUCACAUCACAAGCUUUUGUGAAGGAUAGGAACUGUGGGGGGGAGAGGUAGAGAUGAGAGGAUUGGAGAGGAGAGGGGUGAGGCAGUAUAACAGAUCCAACGUGCCUCGCAUGCGGUGGACGGAGGAGCUCCACCGCCGCUUCGCUGAUGCCGUCGAUUCCCUCGGAGGACCAAACAAAGCGACGCCUAAGCGAAUUUUGCAGCUGAUGGCUGUGAAGGGAGUCAACAUAUCUCAUAUUAAAAGCCAUCUGCAGAUGUACAGAAGCAUGUGUAGCACUUCCACACUUCAAAACCUCAUAUCCACAGAGCAAGACCGAGUUCGGCACGACAAUUUCCACAAUUACACUUCUGAAAGCCACCACAGAGACCCAGUACAACUCAAUUUCCUCCUCAGUUGCAACCACUCCUACCAAAUACCAUCAAUUGACAAAGUCUUGAGAGAUUGGGCAGCAAAGAACAGAGAAUUUAAUCCGCGAAAUGGCUGCUUUGGGACAGGAGAUCAGCUGUUUCAGCUGAUAUGCAAUCACCAGAAGCCUCAGAGAGAACUGAACUAUGAGCUUUCUCUCUCUUCCUUGGUGCAUCGGAUGCCGAAGAGUUGCGAAGAAACAAGUGAGGUCGGGUCGAGCAUCGAGUUCGAUACGAGUGAAGACGUUCCUAUAUGCAGAAAGAAGAGCAUUGAGUAUCCGAAUUGCAUUGCAAAUACAACUGCUGCAAAGAACGGAAUCAAUUUAGAGUUGACAAUCUCCUCGCCUGGUUGUUCUUGAUCGGUUGUUUCAUUAUUUGUUCGAGUAGAGAAAAAUAUUGAUGGCACAGUAGGAUACAGAUGUAUAGAGAGAAAAUACGUUGAAGUGCAUGAAAGUUGUCAGCAGAGUUAGCUUGUAUUAUGAUAUGCCGUGUUUUUGGACCUGUCGUAUAGCAUAGUGUUAUUUUCUGAAGUGUCAUCUGAGAAUAUUGGGAGGAAAAGUUUGUAACAAAAUCUUCUCUCAACAGUUUUUCUAUGUAGCGGAUAGAUGGUCAGAUCUUUUAGAUCUCAAUAGCUCAUUUUUGCCUUCUAUGCAGCAAAAAAUCCAAGUUUUUCAUUUUGUCA